Molecule: messenger RNA, 2166 nt
Organism: Penicillium verhagenii
Lineage: Eukaryota; Fungi; Ascomycota; Eurotiomycetes; Eurotiales; Aspergillaceae
Product: J domain-containing protein
Exons: 4
Coding region: 1-2166 (721 amino acids)
Biological process (GO): SRP-dependent cotranslational protein targeting to membrane; post-translational protein targeting to endoplasmic reticulum membrane
Cellular component (GO): Sec62/Sec63 complex
Molecular function (GO): transmembrane protein transporter activity; RNA binding
Source: RefSeq, a predicted model, not a curated record
AUGUCGUCAGACUACACAUACGAUGAGCAGGGUCAAUUCUUCCCCUUCUUCAUCUUGACCUUGACCGGCCUGGUCACCCUCCCACUUACCUACAACCUCCUUCGACCAAGCAAAGAGCUGGAAAACACCGCCCCCCGCAUCAAGUCCGAUUUUAAGCCCGAACAUGCGGACCUUGUUGAUGCACAGAAGCGCAAGCGGUUGCGCAAAGAGCGCCGCAUUAAGCGCAUCAUCACAGUUAUUGUCGGGUAUAUUGUGAUGGCUUGGAUGGUUUAUCUCAUCCUCGUCACGGCCCGCACUGCUACAAAGUCAUACGAUCCAUAUGAUAUACUGGGCGUCUCAAGGAGCGCCGAUGAAAAAGCCAUCUCCCGUCACUACAAGCGUCUUUCCCUCGUGUACCACCCCGAUAAAAUCCGCCCAGACCCCGCCAAGAAUGAGACCAUUGAGAUGCUGAAUGACCGCUUCGUCGAACUGACCAAGGCUUACAAGGCGCUCACCGACGAAGAAAUUCGAAACAACUACCUCCAGUAUGGCCACCCCGACGGCAAGCAAAGCUUCAGCAUCGGCAUCGCACUUCCUAAGCUUAUUGUUAUGGACGGCAAUGGCAAAUACGUAUUGCUUGUUUAUGGUGCUCUUUUGGGAGUUCUCUUGCCAUACAUCGUUGGAAAAUGGUGGUAUGGAUCGCAGCGCUAUACCAAGGAACGCGUUCUUGUCGCUAGUGCAGGAAACAUUUUCCGCGAGUACAAGGAAGACAUUACGGAUAACAGUAUCAUUGGCGCUUUGGCUUCCGGUGAAGAGUUCAAGGAAAUCUUCAAGGGUGCUCAGGCCGAGGCUGGACUUGCUAAAUUGGAAAAGAAGGUUUUGGCCGAGGAAUCGUCCUUCUUGUCGGCAAAGGAUCGUGAAUCUUUGAAGAAGCUGGAUAGCGUUACCCGUCGGAAGGCUUUGGCUUUGCUUUGGGCUUACGUGGGUCGGGUUGAUUUGGGAGAUGCUUCUCUGAAUGCGGAGAAGUAUGAAGCUGCACCAGUUGCCCUCUCUCUCACUGAGGCAUUCACCGCCAUUGCUCUUGCGUUUGGCAACCUCCGACCGAUCAUUGGCGCUUUCAAGGCUUGCCAGAGCUUAAUCCAGGCUGUUCCUGCAAACUCCUCCCCGCUUCUGCAAUUGCCCAACUUCACUGAUGAGAUUGUCAAGGCUGUUGAGGGAGAUGGCGCCAAGGACCACUUCACAGUUCAGAGGUUCAUGAAACUUUCAGAGAGCGAGCGACGCAGCCGUGCUGUUGGACCUGGUCUUCUCACAGAAAAGCAAUACACGGACGCGAUCUCGGUUGCACAACAGCUACCUGCCUUGGAAGUCUCCAAGGCAUUCUUCAAGGUUAUGGGAGAGAAGGCCGUUACGCCUAGCAGUCUGGUACAGCUGGUUGUGAAGGCUCGCUUCAUUCCUCCAGGUUGCAAGAAUAUCCCCGCUGUCAACGAACUGGACUUGGAGGAUAUUGACCCGGAUGAGGAUGAUCUGGAUGCUCUGAUGGGCCGCAAGCCGGCUAAGAACCGCGCUACCAAGAUCGUUGAUGGCAAGAAUGUUGAGGUCAAGGUUGAAAAGGUCCAACCACCUCUCGCCCACGCACCUUAUCUCGCCCGCGACCACUCCCCCCGCUGGCACAUUUUCCUUGCCGAUGCCAAACAGGGCAAGAUGGCCGUUCCCCCAUUCACAUUCACCACAUUCGAUAAGCCGAUUCUCGACGAGGCCGGUCAGCCUACAUUCAACGUUCAGACCCUCAAGAUGCAGUUCCAGGCUCCUCCGCAAGUUGGUGACUUCACAUUCGUCAUGAAUAUGAUCUGCGACAGCUAUCUGGGUCUAGACACCAAGUUGGAGAUUACUCUGCGUGUCGAAGAUCCCGCCAAGGCUGCCGCCUUGGAAGAGGAGGACGACAUUAGUGAACCAGACGAGGGUAUGUUCCCACUUUCCAUAUCAUUUUCUUUGGGCUCCUUUGCUACACAGAUACUAACUAUUUUGACAGACUCCAUUGCGGGCCAGAUGCAAGCGCUGAAGACCGGCCAACCCCCGAAAAAGAAGGCCCGGAAGGCUUCCGAUUCCUCCAGCGAGGAGGAAAGUGACACUGAUGGCGAUGCUGGCGAUACCAGCGACACCAACACAGAUACGGAUGAUGAGGAUUGA